Messenger RNA from Phlebotomus papatasi, 568 nucleotides. RefSeq lists its product as uncharacterized. Bases 104 to 460 code for a protein of 118 amino acids. The record is from RefSeq and is a predicted model, not a curated record. NCBI's taxonomy places the organism in Eukaryota, Metazoa, Arthropoda, Insecta, Diptera, Psychodidae. The transcript is spliced from 3 exons.
CCUCUCGACAGCUUAACAGCUAGUUUAUGUGCCUUAAUCUUAUAAAUCCAGUUUAGUGUUUGAGAUUCUGUACUUAUUUUAUUUGUAUUUUAAGCACGAAAAAAUGAUCAGAAAGUGGAUUAUAUUGGCAGUUUGUGUAACUAUUUUGGUAUCAAGUGUCUCAGGGCGCCUUUUUAACUUUCGGAGAGCAAGAGCGCGUGCAAGAUUGUCUAACAGACUAAUUGAUCCUGCUUUUGAAGGCAAAUGCCCGCUCUGUGAUUCCUCCGUUUAUGGAUACUGCUCAGACCGGCUCUUCCACGAUGCCUGCUGUUGCGAUCGACCCACCUUUACUGGAGGAUUAGGCCUUGGAGGAGGACAAGGAAUUUUUGGUGCCUCCUGUUACUAUGCAGAUUGUUCCUUCCUGUACGCCAAUUCAUGCUACGAGCACGAUCUCAUAACAAAUUGCUGCUGUAAUCAAUAAAAUUGGAGUUUUGGAUGAAAAUGAACACUUAUGACCUAUUUUAUUGGAUCUUUCUCAAUGAUUAUACAAAGGAAAUUUCUGAGUUAUCGAGGGCAAUAUUUGGCAGGA